Pseudomassariella vexata is the source of this 1106-nucleotide messenger RNA. RefSeq lists its product as uncharacterized. Bases 312 to 1106 code for a protein of 264 amino acids. Lineage: Eukaryota; Fungi; Ascomycota; Sordariomycetes; Amphisphaeriales; Pseudomassariaceae. The transcript is spliced from 3 exons. The record is from RefSeq and is a predicted model, not a curated record.
CAUAAAUCGGAGUAGUAUGAGAAAGGCCAGUUUCGUAUGUUCACCUACUGGUGGGGUAUGGUCCCGAAUGGUGCAAGAACCACGGGGAAAAUGUUGAAUAUUGCCAAAGACGAUCCAAGACGCAAUUACCAUUACCAGGCAGGAAACUUGGUGUUCGAUGCGUCUGGAUCGAUUCUCUCUGCAUCAUCAAAAGGGACUUGAAUGGAACGGGGUCAAUAUGAUUGGCUGGUUGAGUCCAGCAGGAUCGGUCAAUAUUAUGAGCAGGCGUUGUGCACAUUUUCGGCAACUGGCGCAUCUCAUUGCGACGAGGGAUGUUUUCUUCUGAGGCCAGUAUUGAAGUAUCCGUGGAGCCAAGUGUGAUCAAAGUCGAUGGUUCAAUCGAGCGAGAAAGCCUUGAACUUCAUCAACAUCGGCACAUGCCUCAUCAGGACCCUGACACACUUGGUCCCUAUUAUAAGGGUCAUGUAAUGCAACCUGAGCUUGUGUGGCGUGACUGGGUGGCUCGGGAAUGGAUCUUUGCUAGGCGGAUUCUGCAUUUCGGCAGAGACUGUAUGUUCUGGGAAUGCCGGAGAACAAGAACUGCUGAGUGGUGCGUCGAAGAUCUCAACGUGAGGGGCGAGAGGGUUCAUGGGCUCGUGGCGAGAUCAUCUCAACUUAUGGUUCCAUGGUUUAUUUUCGUCGAGUUAUUCAGCAGGGUAAAAUGGACAUCCGUGCAAGACAAACUGGCGGCGCUUUCAUCCCUUGUCAAGGUUAUCGAAGAACAUACUGGGCGGAAAUAUCCCACCAGCACUGGAAAAUGGGAACACAACUUGAUACAAUCUUUGGUAUGGCGCUGGAAACAUUGGGAUCGACCGCCGCCGUUGGACGUCAAGCCUAUUGGGGUGCCCUCUUGGUUGUGGGCUUCCUGCGAGUCAACCGUCGACUAUACUUGGUUGACCUUGUCGAGCAACCUUGGCGUCAAGGCAAGACUCGCCGCGGGAAAAUCCAGUAUCUUCGUUUCUAUCUCGAUAGAAUGCUUGCUGAAGAGGGACUUGAAGGUGCCUCUCGCGACUCUCGCGAGGUCACCUUCCUCGGACUACAGGGCGAUCAUGAAUCUCUCGUCAUGA